Ruditapes philippinarum (Manila clam) is the source of this 1737-nucleotide messenger RNA. RefSeq lists its product as uncharacterized. Bases 1 to 1737 code for a protein of 578 amino acids. The record is from RefSeq and is a predicted model, not a curated record. The transcript is spliced from 2 exons. Lineage: Eukaryota; Metazoa; Mollusca; Bivalvia; Venerida; Veneridae.
AUGUCCGAUGGUUCCAUUAGCUCUGAUCCAGAGACUGUACUUAGUAAGUGGGGCUCUGAUUUUGAAGUCCUUCUAAACUCGAAGAACACUGCAUCAAAUGACUUUGACAAUGACCAGGCUUCUGUUGAUUUAGAUCAGUUUAAUGUUAAUAGUGUUGAUGAAAUAGAGAAUGAACACUUUGAUAGCAUGAUAAUUAUUGAUGAGGUAUUGAAAUGUAUUUUACAUGCAAAGUCUGAUUUCAGGAAGGCGUAUGACCUUAUAGACCGUACAUCACUGUGGCAAAAGUUGCACCAGCAGGUGGGGAUAGGGGGCAGACUGUUUCAGGCAAUUUCAUCAUUAUAUAAAGAUGUUAAGUGCUGUACACGCUUAAAUGGAUUUGAUACACCCUGGUUUGAUGUAAAAUGUGGAUUGAAACAAGGCUGCCCCCUGUCUCCAAUGCUGUUUAACUUGUAUAUUAAUGAUUUAGUAAUGUAUAUGAAUAAUUUAGACAAAGGUGAAAGAAAAAUAUGUAUUUUGCUAUAUGCUGAUGACAUAGUUUUGUUGGCAGAAAACGCCAAAGAUCUUCAAUCCAUGUUAGAUGCUUUAGCUUUAUGGUGUUGUCAAAAUAAAAUGACUGUCAAUUGUGAUAAAUCCAAUAUUGUUCACUUUAGAGCCAACAGUAUUUCUAAAACUGAACAUGUUUUUGAAUUCAAUUCAGAAAAACUGAAAAUUGUUCAUAGUUAUAAGUAUCUUGGUGUCGUACUAAAUGAAUUUUUGGAUUAUAAUGAAAUUGCAAAGACAGUUGCAAUAUCUGCCUCUAGAGCACUUGGUCUUGUUAUAUCCAAAAGUAAGGCAUUUGGUGGUUUUCAGUACUCUACAUUUACAAAACUUUAUGAUUCAAUGGUAUGGCCCAUAAUUAAUUACAGUGCCCCGAUUUGGGGUGAUAAAUCUUAUUCGUGCAUUAAUGCAGUUCAUCAUAGGGCAAUGCGUUACUACUUGGGUGUUGGGAGAUACACUCCGAAUGUGGCUGUAAGUGGAGAGAUGGGUUGGAAACCACCAGUUGUUAGACAGUGGGUGUCUGUAUUUAGACAGUAUUUUAGAGUUAUGAAUAUGGAUGAUAAUAGAAUUAAUAAGUCUGUAUAUAUGUGGUCUAAAGCAAGUAAUGUCAAGAAUGGUUUUUACCGACUUAAGAAACUUUUAAAAGAUAUUGAUAGUAAUCACAUACUAGAGGCUAAUAUCAGAAAUUCCAAACCUACCAUAUCAAUGCUAGAAUCUAAACUUAUGGAAAUAGAAACAAAUAAAUGGAAGUUAUUACUUGAGAGAGAAAAUGCCAUUAGAGGAAAUGGCGGGAAUAAAUUAAGGACUUACAGGAAGUUUAAAUCUCAGUUCUGCACUGAAAAGUACCUUAUGUCUAAGUUGCCAUUUAUGUAUAGAUCAGCCUUUACAAAAUUAAGAUGUGGUGUAGCACCACUAAGAAUAGAAACAGGUCGUUAUGAAAAUAUUGAUGUAAUGAAUAGAAAAUGCUUUAACUGUCCGGACACUAUAGAAGAUGAGAAACAUGUAUUACUUUACUGUCCAUUAUAUAAUGAUAUAAGGAAAGAGUUGGUCUCUGCGUUAGAUGAUGUAUUAAGAAAUAGAUAUAUUAUAUCUGAUGAUAACAAAAUGGUUACAAUUUUUGGUAGUGAAAACCUAAUAUAUUUAUCUGCCAAAGCCUGCCACCAUAUUCUGUUUGAGAGAAAAAAGAAAACUGUACUGUAA